CGGAAUAUCCCAGGCCGCGCGCCGCGGCGUGGCGUGGCGUUGCGUUUGCGUUGCACCUUGACCUUGCACGGCUGCCUCGUCUCGCCCCUCCAAGCGCGACCACCGCCAGCCAACGCCACUCCCCGAUUCGCUCCAAGCUUCUCGCGGCCUUGUUUGGCGGGAAUCCGCUCGCGCCAUAUCGGUUCUUGGUUUAUCUUCUUGUGGUGGUGGUCAAGAUUGAUGUCCUGUCUAUCUUUUGUUCGUUUAUUUCGUUUCAUCGUCGGAGCAGUUGAGAUUUGAGGUUUCCUCUGGGGAAAGAUUUCUCGUCUUUUGCUGGUCUAGUUCACGUUUGCUGAAAUUUCUCGUCUUUUUGGCUGGAGAAGCAAACGUUUGGACGAAAAGUAUCGUCUUUGAGGGAAGGGGCUAUCAAUCUUCGAAGCCAUUGCCGCUCACUCGGUUGGAGCUAGUCUAGGGGCGUAGAUUUGUACAGAAAUCUGAGGAAAAAGGCGCUCUUUUUAGCUGCCCAUGGCCGUGCUGGAGGAUUUGAUCCGGGCGAUUGAGCUCUGGCUGCGGAUUGCUAAGGAGCAGGUCCCCUUGGUGGAUCCCACCCUCGACCCGGUUCUGCUUGUCCCUGGCAUAGGCGGCUCGAUUCUUGAAGCCGUUGAUGAGGCCGGGAACAAGGAGAGGGUGUGGGUGCGCAUCCUCGCUGCAGAUCAUGAGUUUCGAGCAAAACUCUGGUCCAAGUUUGAUGCCUCUACUGGUAAAACUAUUUCUGUGGAUGAGAAAACACAUAUUGUUGUCCCUGAGGAUAGAUAUGGACUAUACGCUAUCGAUAGUCUGGACCCAGACAUGAUCAUUUGUGAUGAUAGUGUUUGCUACUAUCAUGACAUGAUAGUGGAAAUGAUCAAAUGGGGAUAUCAAGAGGGCAAAACAUUAUUUGGAUUUGGUUACGAUUUCCGCCAAAGUAACAGGCUUUCAGACACACUUGAUAGAUUUUCCAGAAAACUGGAGUCAGUAUACACAGCUUCUGGAGGGAAAAAGAUCAAUCUCAUUACUCAUUCAAUGGGAGGAUUGCUUGUCAAAUGCUUCAUGUCCCUCCAUAGUGAUGUUUUUGAGAAAUACAUAAAUAGUUGGAUUGCAAUUGCAGCACCAUUUCAAGGUGCACCUGGGUACAUAACUUCUAGUCUGCUGAAUGGUAUGUCUUUUGUCGAAGGAUGGGAGUCAAAUUUCUUUAUUUCCAAGUGGAGUAUGCAGCAAUUGUUGCUUGAGUGUCCAUCAAUUUACGAGUUGUUGGCUAACUCAACUUUCCAAUGGGAAGAUACUCCAUACCUACAGAUCUGGAGAGAGAAAUUGGAUAGUAAUGGCAAGAAAAGUGCCAUGUUAGAGUCAUAUGAGCCAGAUGAAGCAAUAAAAAUGAUUAGACAAGCUCUUUCCAAGCAUGAGAUAAUUUCUGAUGGUAUGCACAUCCCAUUACCCCUUAAUAUGGAUAUAUUGAGAUGGGCAAAAGAAACACAAGAUAUUCUAUGCAAGGCAAAGCUUCCAGAAUCAGUGAAGUUCUACAAUAUUUACGGAACUGAUUAUGAUACUGCUCAUACCGUUCGCUACGGGAGUGAACACAAUCCAAUUUCAAGUCUCAGUAGCCUCUUGUACACUCAGGGCAACUACAUCUGUGUUGAUGGUGAUGGAUCUGUACCAGUAGAAUCAGCAAAGGCAGAUGGCCUCAAUGCGGUGGCAAGAGUUGGGGUUGCUGCUGACCACCGAGGAAUCGUCUGUGAUCGCCAUGUGUUCCGGAUAAUCCAGCACUGGCUCCACGCUGGUGAGCCCGACCCGUUCUACGACCCUCUCAGCGACUUUGUCAUACUCCCAACAGCCUUUGAGAUUGAGAAGCACCGCGAGAAACGCGGCGAUGUCACAUCGGUUCGAGAGGACUGGGAGAUCAUCUCCCCCUGCGACGAUGAAAGGAAGAGGCCAGCUGAGCUUCCUCCCAUGUUCAACACAAUAUCGGCGUCUCGCGAGGGUAAAGAUGGCCCUCUGGAAGAGGCGCAGGCUACCGUCGUCGUUCAUCCAGAAAGCAAAGGGAGGCAGCAUGUGGCAGUCAGGGCUGUUGGAGUCACCCAUGGCGGCUAGUCUCAGUCAUACGAGACACGGUUGUCAAGCAGCUGGACCAUAGCACACACUAAAAGCAAAGUGGACAGUGUAAGUACAAGAUGUCCUUAGCCAUGAACUGGGUGUGUAAAUUUGCUGCUUUGUAAAUACCAGAACUGAAAAACUUAUAGCCACUGGAUUUACACAAUAGAUAUUUCAUUAAUCGAUGAAAACAUACGGCCACUGGAUGAUGAUAUGAAUGCAAAGGAUUCUAUCAGGUGCUUGAAAUGAUAUUACUGAAAAAAAAUGACCAGCCUGUCUCAGUUGAUCAAGCGAUGAGACCUAUUUGUUGUCA
Molecule: messenger RNA, 2419 nt
Organism: Oryza brachyantha (malo sina)
Lineage: Eukaryota; Viridiplantae; Streptophyta; Magnoliopsida; Poales; Poaceae
Product: lecithin-cholesterol acyltransferase-like 4
Exons: 11
Coding region: 505-2106 (533 amino acids)
Biological process (GO): lipid metabolic process
Molecular function (GO): glycerophospholipase activity
Source: RefSeq, a predicted model, not a curated record